Sinocyclocheilus grahami is the source of this 382-nucleotide messenger RNA. RefSeq names its product synaptic vesicle 2-related protein-like. The record is from RefSeq and is a predicted model, not a curated record. Gene Ontology annotation, cellular component: membrane. Gene Ontology annotation, molecular function: transmembrane transporter activity. The annotation marks the transcript as partial. The transcript has 4 exons. Lineage: Eukaryota; Metazoa; Chordata; Actinopteri; Cypriniformes; Cyprinidae. Gene Ontology annotation, biological process: transmembrane transport.
AAACCUUCACUGUGGAAGAAGCAGUUGAAGCUAUUGGUUUUGGAAAGUUUCAGUGGAAGCUGUCUAUGCUAACAGGAGUGGCAUGGAUGGCCGAUGCUAUGGAAAUGAUGCUCCUUAGUAUUGCAACUCCUCAACUGCGCUGUGAGUGGAGGCUCUCCAGCUGGAAAGUGGCAUUCAUAACAGCGACAGUGUUCAUUGGAAUGAUGAUCAGCUCCGCACUUUGGGGCAACAUUUCAGACAAGUACGGCCGAAAAGUGUGUUUAAUACUCUGCAUGCUGUGGACAUUGCACUAUGGGCUUCUCAGUGCUUUCGCACCUACUUACAGCUGGAUCUUAGUCUUGCGAGGCCUCGUGGGGUUUGGCCUUGGAGGAGCCCCUCAGUC